Tachyglossus aculeatus (Australian echidna) is the source of this 1623-nucleotide messenger RNA. It is a transcript of the gene SOX4, whose product is annotated as SRY-box transcription factor 4. Gene Ontology annotation, biological process: anatomical structure morphogenesis; cell differentiation; positive regulation of transcription by RNA polymerase II. The coding region runs from base 1 to 1002 and encodes 333 amino acids. The record is from RefSeq and is a predicted model, not a curated record. The transcript has a single exon. Gene Ontology annotation, molecular function: DNA-binding transcription activator activity, RNA polymerase II-specific; RNA polymerase II cis-regulatory region sequence-specific DNA binding. NCBI's taxonomy places the organism in Eukaryota, Metazoa, Chordata, Mammalia, Monotremata, Tachyglossidae.
AUGGUCCAGCAGACCAGCAACGCGGAGAACAGGGAAGCCCUCCUGGCCGGGGAGACGUCGGACUCCGGGGCCGGGCUGGAGCUGGGCAUCGCCUCCUCCCCCACGCCGGCCUCCGGGGCGCACACGGGGGGCCGGGCGGACGACCCGGGCUGGUGCAAGACCCCCAGCGGCCACAUCAAGCGGCCCAUGAACGCCUUCAUGGUCUGGUCCCAGAUCGAGAGGAGGAAGAUCAUGGAGCAGUCGCCGGACAUGCACAACGCCGAGAUCUCCAAGCGCCUGGGGAAGCGCUGGAAGCUCCUCAAGGACGGGGACAAGAUCCCUUUCAUCCGGGAGGCCGAGAGGCUGCGGCUCAAACACAUGGCCGACUACCCCGACUACAAGUACCGCCCCAGGAAGAAGGUCAAAUCCGGCAACGCCUCCUCCACGCAGCCCUCCACGCUUGCCUCGGCCGCCCCCAAGCCGGGGGAGAAGGGAGGAGGGGGCUCCAGCGGGCUCCCCAAGCCUCCCCCCAAGAAAUCCGGGGGGAAGCCCCCCCCCAGGCCGGAGGCCGAUGUAGUGGCCGCCCCUGGGGCGCUGCAGGCGUCCUGCACAACGCCCAGUUCGGACAAACGAGCCAAACGCCCAGCCUCCUCCUCCUCCUCCUCCGCGCCGCCCUCCGGGCCUGCGGGGGAGCCUCCAUCGCCCGCAACGUCCAGCGCAGCCUCGUGCCCCUCGUCGGAGGACGAGUUCGACGACGACCUGCUGGACUUGCAGCCCAGCCCGGGCUUCGAGAGCAUGGCCCUCAGCAGCCUCAGCUCCUCCUCCUCCUCUUCUUCCUCCUCCUCCUCCUCCUCUUCCUCCUCCUCCUCCUCCUCCUCCCUGGAUCGGGACCUGGAUUUUAGCCUGGAAGCGGGAUCCGGCUCCCACUUCGAGUUCCCGGACUAUUGCACGCCGGAGGUCAGCGAGAUGAUCUCCGGGGACUGGCUGGAAUCCAGCAUCUCCAACCUGGUCUUCACCUACUGACCCCGGGUUAGGUCGAGGACACCCCCAAAACCCCUGCACCCCCAUUGCAUGGACCUCCUUCCCUCCCUCCUCCUCCUCCCGGGGGGCAUUUUUUUUUUUCCGGGAGGGGGACAUGAUUUUUUUUUUUUAAGAAAAUUAUUAGCAAAGUCAACCCCCUCCCCGUCUUAUUAUUAAUUUUUUUUUGCUGGAAAUAUUGCAUCUCUCCCCCCAGGGUGCUCACACCCUUUUGCAGGGCCGUGCAUGCAUGCAUUUGUGCAUGCACGCAGUGGGUCUCUGCGUGCAUGCAUGUGGGGGGUGCUGCAUGCGUGCACGCAGUGGGUCUCUGCGUGCAUGCGCGUGUGGGACUGCAUGCAUGCACGCAGUGGCUCUCUGCAUGUCUGCAGGGGGACUUUGCGUGCAUACAUGCACCCAGUGGCUCUGCAUGCCUGCAGGGGAACUUUAAGUGCAUGCACGUAGUGGCUCCCUGCAUGCAUGCAUGUAUGCAUGCAUGUGGGGAACUGCAUGCAUGGAGGUGUGCACGCAGGCCUACACGUGAGGGAGUCUGCAUGCUUGCAUGUGGGGCCCUCCACAUGUGGGGGCUCUGCAUGCAUGCAUGCAGGGCUCUGCAUGCAAUGUACUGGA